Molecule: messenger RNA, 786 nt
Organism: Penicillium egyptiacum
Lineage: Eukaryota; Fungi; Ascomycota; Eurotiomycetes; Eurotiales; Aspergillaceae
Source: the annotation of a GenBank genome assembly
AUGUCUGGCGAAACAGACGCCCUUUUGGGCAACGACAGACGCUCAAAACCAUCUCCAUUAUCCCGAAUAUCCAAGCACUUACGCACCGACCUCGACCCUACGCAUGGCGACCUGGUCCUACUAUUCUGUUAUGUCAUCACAGGCCUACUCGACAGCUCAUCGGUACUCAUAUGGGGCUCCUUCGUGAGCAUGCAAACCGGUAACACUGUAUAUUUCGGCCUGGGUCUCGUUGGCACUGAAGACGAUCGCUGGAUCAAGUCCGGGGUCUCUAUUGCGGGGUUCUGUCUAGGUUCCCUGUGCUUCGCCACCUUCCACCGUGUCUUCCCGUCGAGACGGAGAUGGGUGCUCUGUGCGUCGUUCCUUGCUCAAACCUUGUGUGUGUCCCUUGCCGCUCUCAUCGUUACGAUUUAUCGGCCGACUCGUGGUGGGCCCCUGAGUUGGUUGGUCCUCGUCCCGGUUGCACUCAUCGCGUUCCAGAGUAGUGGGCAGGCGGUGACGAGUCGUGUUUUGAACUUUGGUGGCUUAACUAGUGUUGUUCUCACAAGUGUUUAUUGCGACUUGUUUUCACAUCGUGAUUUCCUCUCGACCAAGGUCGUUGGUAAUGCUGAGGAGAUGCGGCGGAUUGGUGCAGUCUUGUGCUUGCUUUUGGGGGUGGUCUUGGGGGGUCUCUGGGCUCAUAGCGCUGUGGGGAUGAUGGGAGCUUUGUGGACCGCAGCGAUCCUGAAGUCAUUGAUUGUGGCCGGAUGGUUGGCCUGGAAUGGAAAGUGUGAGGAGGAUACAGAGUGA